This is a messenger RNA of Malaya genurostris, 4096 nucleotides long. RefSeq names its product coronin-6 (gene coro). Gene Ontology annotation, biological process: actin filament organization. NCBI's taxonomy places the organism in Eukaryota, Metazoa, Arthropoda, Insecta, Diptera, Culicidae. The transcript is spliced from 6 exons. Bases 1951 to 3672 code for a protein of 573 amino acids. Gene Ontology annotation, molecular function: actin filament binding. The record is from RefSeq and is a predicted model, not a curated record.
CGAGUGUAUUUUAGGCCGAAACACCCCGACGGGGGCGUUUGUGUGCGAAGGAAUUUGUUGCCUUUUCUCCUUUCCCUCGGUGUGAAACGCGAUUAUUUUUUUUUCAAGCUUGUGUUACCGACGAACGCAAGAAUGACGGACUAGACGAUGAGCGGCAUGUGAAAUUUGUGUGUUUAAAACAAGAAACAAAGUGGCGAGUGAAAAAUACGAAAACCCUUCAAUGUAUUAUUUACUCGAACAACUACUCCCAAAGUUCCAAAUUUAGAAGAACUUUAUAUUUGUGCCAAUUCAGAAAUAAUCUUUACCAUUACGAUAGCGGUGGCAAAUGAGUUAUGCAUUUUGCGUAUCUAUUCCAAUGUGAAGACACGCAACUCAACUAAUGUGGUCUGAUUGAAGGCAAUAGAAAGUUAAUUUUAAAAUGCUCAAACUGUUAUGAUACAAGAAUAGAUUCUAUGUUUUAUGCGGCGAUUUACGGUUCAUACUUUUUUUUUGGCUAAAUAUUCCAAUGUAGCAGCGCCGUUCACAUCACAGAAUUGGCAUGGUGUAGUAACUGGUAGUAGACACAAAAAGAGAAAUGUUGAGUGUGUGCAUUAGCAGAAGUGUUUUUUGUGGCCGUGUAAUUUCCUAGAUAGAGAAGAGUUUCAACGAAAGGUCCUACUAUAAGCAGUUGUGUCUCGGCCGUUAAAAAAUGACGUGUUUAUUUGUGUUGUGAACUUAAUAUUGGGAGUGUCAUAGCAAUAUUGAAAAUAAUUCUGGUACUGUAAUUAUUUGUUCUACCGCUGUGAAACGGGUGCCUAAUAAUCGCUGCAAUACCGGGUUGUGUGUGUUAAGUAUACAGUGCCGACAAUCCUAUAUGUCUUAUUUGUGAUCCUCGAUAGAUACGUGAAGCGGAUAUUCGACCCAUGGUGAGGUUAUGUUAUUGAAGCUAUGAACAACACUGAGAAUCGUUUUUUGUGUUAUCUUAAACAGUGCCGAUACCGAGACCUAAGUACGGCUUAAGAUUCGAUUGAUUGGCGAGUGGGUUGAAAAUUUCACCAACUCUCCAACUUUACUACUCAAACGCUGACCGUCAUGUCGGUGUACGCAAACUAGGUCAAAUGAUGAUGUGUUUGCAUAUAUAGUGAAGAGUUGACGUGAGAAGAAAAUAAAAUCAGUCACAAAGUGUAUCGCUCACCUCGCUGAUUUGUUGGUCAAGCUACCCUGAACCAAGAAUCGUCGCCACACACCCAAUUUCCAGGGACUCAGCCGAACCAAUUUUACAACAUCUCUAUUUUCGUUGACGUCGUCUUGGUACUACCAUGCACAGUCAGCAUAUCUAUAGUCAAAAAACGGCGAAGCAACAGUGACUAACAAACUCGCAAAUACUGCAGAAACUCCGUGGGUGUGUUUAUUUUUUACUCCUCGAGGUGUGGAUUACAGUAGAUUUUAGUGUGUUCCGAGAAUAAUGCAGAAUAUUUCAAUGACCGGGAUGUUAUUUUAGUGUAUGAUAUGAAGAUGGUGUUGGUGGUGUCAUCACUAUUUCAAGAGAAAUUAUGAGGAUGAGGGAGCAGGGAGAUACAAUGAUUAUGAAGAUGUAGCAUCAGUGCUUGUUGUGCUAUCUGCGCUCGAAAGGAAACUAUGUAACUGUAUGAUAUCAUCACGCACUGUGGUUAACAGUUGAGUUUAAGUGCGAACAUAGAAUGAUUGUCGUUGCUCAGCUGAUAAUAAGCUUCAAUAAAUUUUGUUCUAUGAAACAAGUUCAUUACUUGCAUACAUGAAAGUAUAUCCUCAUCUCUAUGGUUGAAGUUGUAAAUCUUAGUGUUGUGCUUUAAAUUAGUAAAUAAAUUUUAGUAAAUAAUUGAAAUUCGAGUUUCAUAAAAUUGGAAAACACAAAUUAAAGAGCGGUGAUAUUUUACAUACUUUGUGUGGAAAAACAAAUUUUUAUUGUUCUAAGUUUCGACGGCGACGACCAUGUCAUUUCGCGUAGUGAGAAGUUCAAAAUUUCGGCAUGUGUAUGGCCAGGCACUGAAACGCGAACAGUGCUACGAUAAUAUCAGGGUAUCCAAAAGUAGCUGGGAUUCCACGUUUUGCGCAGUCAACCCGAAGUUUCUCGCCAUCAUUGUAGAAUCAGCGGGUGGAGGUGCCUUCAUUGUACUACCCCACAAUAAGGUUGGUCGAAUCGCAGCCGAUCAUGCACUCGUCGGUGGACACAAAGGACCCGUACUAGAUAUUGCCUGGUGCCCGCACAAUGACAACGUGAUUGCAUCCGGAUCUGAAGAUUGUGUCGUCAAGGUAUGGCAAAUACCAGACGGAGGGCUGUCCAGGACUAUGACUGAUCCAGUUGUAGACUUGGUAUACCAUCAACGCAGAGUCGGUCUGGUCCUUUGGCAUCCUUCUGCGUUGAAUGUUCUGCUAACGGCCGGUUCCGAUAAUCUGAUAGUAAUUUGGAAUGUCGGAACCGGUGAAGUGCUGGUACGCAUCGAGUGUCACCCGGACACUAUCUACAGUGCAUGCUGGAAUUGGGACGGCUCACAAUUAGUCACUACUUGCAAAGAUAAGAAAAUUCGCAUACUCAACCCACGGUCCGGAGAAAUUCUGAACGAAGCCAUUGCGCACGAAGGAUCGAAAGCAACACGUGCAAUAUUUCUACGACAUGGUCUCAUCUUCACCACCGGUUUCAAUCGAUCCUCGGAACGACAGUAUUCUUUAAGAGCACCGGAUGCGCUAGGUGAUCCGAUUGUUAUGGUAGACUUGGACACAUCAAACGGUGUAAUGUUCCCUCUGUACGAUCCGGACACAAACCUUAUCUAUCUGUGUGGCAAAGGCGAUUCGGUUAUUCGAUACUUCGAAGUCACGCCAGAGCAACCAUUUGUGCACUACAUCAAUCAGUUCCAAACACCGGAUUCGCAACGAGCUAUCGGAAUGAUGCCAAAACGAGGAUGUGACGUAGCAACUUGCGAAGUGGCACGGUUUUAUCGGCUCAACAACGGAGGUCUAUGUCAAGUGAUCUCAAUGACAGUACCUAGGAAGAGUGAACUUUUCCAGGAAGAUCUAUAUCCAGAUACUCUGGCAGACGAAGCGUCCAUUUCGGCGGAGGAUUGGAUAUCCGGGUCUGAUGCGGAUCCACAGCUAGUAUCAUUGAAAGAACAUGUCUUCCUCGAAAAGGGUGGCUAUGUCUCACAAUCGCAAAGUACACAAUUGACCGUGACGAAAAAAUCGAAUGUGCUGGACAAGAUGCCACCUCGUGGACCAAAGAGCUCUCUAUUAUCUGGAGCACCAUCGGGAGGAUCACCACCGACCGUUACACCAGCAUCGAACGGGUCAUCUCCGGCCAAUGGAACAACCCCGUCUGCAUCGCAGGCAAACACAGUCAAUGCAGUUAGUCAACAACCUGCCCCAGUUAUUAUCAGUGGUGUCUCGGAACAAGCAUUGACUGAUCUUCGAAGUAAGUUUGAAGAUGAAUUCAGGAAGUUAAAGGCAAUCAUUGUCAAACACGAGAACCGCAUUCGAUCUCUUGAGGCCAACAUGAAAGCCAUGGCGGAUCGAGCCUUAACGGAAACGGAAGGUUCCUUACUCAACACCUCAACGCCUUCUCCUACGAUUGCAGCAGCGAAUCAAUCGAGUCAUGAUGACCAUCAUGGCGAUGGUGGCAGUCACUACACCAACACACAUUUGGCACCCGAUGAGGUAUAGACAAACAAUCAAACAAAUAAAGAAAACUGGAGAAUUCAAGCAGUGUACUACAUGCCAAGCAAUGGAACGCUUCCUUUUCGAUCGACGCAUGCUUUUUUAACAAGGUAUGCCAAAGGAAAAAAAACAUACUAGCGCUCAAACAAAACUUUAUUUUUUGAACAUUAUUUUUAAAAUUAUACUAAAACGAAACAGUAAACAAAAGAUUAUUUAUUUGUAAUCAUUUUAUUGCAAACAAAACAAAAGAAUUUUUCUUCCAAAAUUUGUCAAAUGCGAAGAAUAAUGCCUUACUGCUUGAAGCUAAACAACAUACUUAAGAUAUAAUGAAAUGCCUAUAUUUAAUUAAGUGGAGCUAAAAAUCAAAAAAGAAAACAUUGUAAAUUUGAAAUCAAAGCAGGACAGAAUGAAACUUAUUAAUUCAUUUUUA